ACUUAAUUCAGGAAGUUGCUGUCCUCUCCCGUAAACUGGAGAAAAAUAAGCUCAUUUCAGGCAAAAAUGAGCGCUGAACUCGGGGCUACUGGUGGAUUGGCGUUUGGAAACGAAAACAGUGUGUAUCAAAAGGUUUUGGCCGCGUUUCCACUAUGUGACAUGACAGAAGAGGACCUGAGGCAGAACCCCCAAUUCUGUAAACUCCUGAGCAGUCUUGCACAUCAUGUGGAUAAAACUGGACUCCUUGGGCCACUGAAAACAGAGCUGGAAAAGGCUGAGCAGAAGCUGCUGAGCCAGCGGCGAGUCUGGCUGCAGUCCGAAAGCCUCAACAGAGCGCUGCAGGAGAUGAUCUGGGAGCACAAAGUCAGGAAGCAUCACGCCGCUGUCCCGCCUGACCAGAGCACGUUUUACGAGACCGUGGAGAAGUGCCUUCUUGUGGCCCAGUGUGCAAGACGGCUGGAUCCUAGUGACACUACCAAGAAGGAUCAGCCCUCUGUUUUGGGUUUGACCCCCCAACAGGUCAUGGAGCUCAUGCCUUCUGAGAACAGUGUAGAAAGAAUGAAGCAGAUGUUACCUGCCGCACUGGAGGAACACCUCAAGAAGAAAUGUUUGCGUUUCCUCUCCUACUAUCAGCCUGAAUGGGAGAAUCAGAGUGAAAGUCUGAAGAGAAGCAAGGUGUCUCAUCUGUCUGCGCAACUGAAUAAAAACAAACAAAAGGCUGAGGAUUUGAAGGAAAGCUCCCGGGAAAAGAGUGUGCUCCUCCAAAGGCAGACACAACUCUACCUUUCUGAGAUGACAAAGUGUGUGCAGCUCCUGCAGUCUUUCAUCUUGGAGAACCGCCUGAAGAUCCAGGCUGAUUUGGACAGGAACAAGUUGGAUUACUUUGAAGGCAAAUGCAAAUUAGUCUCGCAGAAGAUAAAGGCUGAAAUGGUUGCGAUUAGACUGGAAACGUACACGGCUGACUCCAUUUCUGCCCACAAAGAAAUAAGAAAAAGUCUGGAGUCAGAGCUGAGAGCCUGCCAGGCGGAGAAACAGUCUGUGGAGUCAAAGUUGUCCUCUUUUGAGAUCUUAGGCAAGGAAUUCGAGGCCCUGGCUGAGGAUUAUGGCAAAUUACGACAAGAAAUUGAAAUUAAAAACUGGGCUCUGAAGGAAUUUACCAAGUACAACGACUUGUGAUGAUCAUACCCGAGUUGGGGAUAGCAGACGUUCAAUGAUCACGUGAUGAAAACCCUUCAGGAUGUUGACUUUUUCCAAGAUAUUUGUAUGGGAUUUGAGUCAGUCUUCGUUCAUGGAUUGUUCACCUCAUGUACUAAA
Molecule: messenger RNA, 1314 nt
Organism: Phycodurus eques (leafy seadragon)
Lineage: Eukaryota; Metazoa; Chordata; Actinopteri; Syngnathiformes; Syngnathidae
Gene: haus4
Product: HAUS augmin-like complex, subunit 4
Exons: 9
Coding region: 67-1176 (369 amino acids)
Biological process (GO): spindle assembly; centrosome cycle
Cellular component (GO): HAUS complex
Molecular function (GO): microtubule minus-end binding
Source: RefSeq, a predicted model, not a curated record